Molecule: messenger RNA, 5330 nt
Organism: Ziziphus jujuba (common jujube)
Lineage: Eukaryota; Viridiplantae; Streptophyta; Magnoliopsida; Rosales; Rhamnaceae
Product: UDP-glucose:glycoprotein glucosyltransferase
Exons: 37
Coding region: 199-5103 (1634 amino acids)
Cellular component (GO): endoplasmic reticulum
Molecular function (GO): UDP-glucose:glycoprotein glucosyltransferase activity
Source: RefSeq, a predicted model, not a curated record
CUCUCUAUCAGUCUCUCUCUCUCUCUCUCUGUCUCACUCUUCUUUGGAACUUUGAAGUCGUCUCCUUCAGUCAUCGCUUCCUUACAAACCUCCACAUGACCUUGAGCUUCACUUACUGAGUCAUCCAUGGCCGAUCUGUUUGGACUCGUGUAUCCGUGAAAAAGAUUUAAAAACUUUUAUACGUCUGGAAACUAGCCAAUGGAGACCCGUUUUAGAUCUGGUUUUUGUAUUUUAGUCGUUCUCGUUUGUUUGGGACUAUGUGGGAUUGGUUCGGUUUGUGCCCAGAACCGAAAACCGAAGAACGUGCAGGUCGCAGUUCAAGCCAAGUGGUCGGGCACUCCAUUGCUUUUGGAAGCUGGUGAAUUAUUAUCUAAAGAAAAGAAAGAGCAUUUUUGGAACUUCAUUGAGGCCUGGCUUCCUAAUGAGAAUGAAAGUGCUGAUUCGUUUAGUGCUAAAGAUUGUCUGAAGAAAAUUCUAAGACAUGGACGCUCUCUUUUAGAUGAGCCAUUGGCAUCAGUAUUUGAAUUCUCUCUUAUUCUGAGAUCAGCAUCUCCAAGAUUGGUACUUUUUCAGCAAUUAGCUGAGGAGUCCCUUUCUUCUUUUCCUCUGGCUGAUGAAAGCAACCCAAAUAGUGUAAGUGGAGGAAUCACAGAAACAAAUGAGUAUGUGCAAGCUAAAAAGUCAGACGCUUUAAAUGUUGGUCUAAACCCGAAAAGCCCUGGUGGGAAAUGUUGUUGGGUGGAUACUGGUGGUGCACUGUUCUUUGACAUUGCAGAAUUGCAAUUGUGGCUUCACACGCCCAGUGGAGAUUCAUUUCAGCCUGAACUUUUUGAGUUCGACCACAUCCAUUAUGAUUCAAGUCUUGGAAGUCCAGUUGCUAUUCUUUAUGGAGCGAUUGGAACUGAUUGCUUCAAGGAGUUCCACUCUACCCUCGUGGAAGCUGCUAAAGAGGGAAAAAUUAAGUACGCUGUUAGACCUGUAUUACCUACUGGGUGUGAAGCAAAAACUAGCCAAUGUGGUGCUGUGGGUACAAGAAAUGCUUUAAACUUGGGUGGUUAUGGUGUAGAACUUGCUUUGAAGAAUAUGGAAUAUAAGGCUAUGGAUGACAGUGCAAUAAAGAAAGGUGUGAGUUUAGAAGAUCCUCGGACUGAAGAUCUCAGCCAGGAAGUUAGAGGGUUCAUACUUGCUAAAAUUCUGGAACGCAAGCCUGACUUGACAUCAGAAAUAAUGGCUUUCAGAGAUUAUCUAUUAUCAUCAACAGUAUCUGAUACGCUUGAUGUUUGGGAACUAAAAGAUCUGGGACAUCAAACUGCACAAAGGAUAGUUCAUGCCUCCGAUCCUCUGCAGUCAAUGCAGGAAAUUAGUCAGAAUUUUCCAAAUAUUGUUUCUUCCUUAUCCCGCAUGAAGCUAGAUGAUUCAGUUAAAGAUGAAAUAAUUGCGAACCAACGAAUGAUCCCACCUGGCAAGUCCUUAAUGGCUCUGAAUGGUGCUUUAAUCAAUAUAGAAGAUGUGGAUCUUUAUCUGUUGGUUGACAUGAUCCACCAGGAUUUAUUGUUGGCUGAUCAAUUUUUAAAACUUAAGGUUCCACCGAGUACGGUACGGAAACUCCUGUCAACUCUGCCUCCUUCAGACUCUAAUAUGUUCCGUAUUGAUUUUCGUUCAACUCAUGUUCAUUAUAUCAAUAAUCUGGAAGAAGAUGCUAAGUAUCGGCGAUGGAGGAAUAAUUUAAAUGAGAUUUUGAUGCCAGUGUUCCCUGGACAGCUACGUUAUAUACGGAAGAACCUUUUCCAUACAGUUUCUGUUAUUGAUCCAGCUACUGUUUGUGGUCUUGAGGGAAUUGACAUGGUCAUGUCUUUGUAUGAGAAUAAUAUACCUAUGAGAUUUGGGAUUAUAAUGUACUCUUCGAAAUUGAUUAAGAAAAUUGAAACUGGUGGUGGUGGAAUUUAUUCAUCAUCCAUGGAGAAUGACAAUCAGAUCGAAGAUGAUUUAUCCAGUUUGAUUAUACGCCUGUUCAUUUAUAUCAAGGAGAACCAUGGAAUUCAAACAGCUUUCCAGUUUCUUAGUAAUAUAAACAAAUUGCGGAUUGAAUCUGAUGGUUCCACAGAUGAUGCUCUUGAAAUACAUCAUGUGGAAGGAGCAUUUGUGGAAACUGUAUUGCCAAAGGCAAAAUCUCAUCCUCAAGAUUUAUUGUUGAAGCUGGAAAAGGAGCAAACUUUCAAGGAACUGUCUUUAGAGACCUCCAUGUUUGUCUUUAAGCUUGGAUUGGCUAAGCAGCAAUGUUGCUUGUUGAUGAAUGGACUUGUUAUUGAUUCUAAUGAGGAGGCUCUUAUGAAUGCAAUGAACGAUGAGCUUCCCAGAAUACAGGAACAAGUUUACUAUGGGCAUAUAAAUUCUAGGACAGAUGUGCUUGACAAAUUUCUAUCAGAAAGCGGUCUUAGCCGCUACAAUCCACAGAUUAUUGCUGAUAGCAAACCAAGGUUCAUUUCUCUGUCUACAUCCAUUCUUGGAGGGGAGGUCGUUUUAAAUGAUAUUAAUUAUUUUCAUUCUUCUGAAACUGUGGAUGAUUUGAAGCCAGUGACUCAUCUUCUUGCUGUUGAUGUUGCAUCAAAGAAAGGGAUUAAGUUGCUCCAUGAAGGCUUACAAUAUUUGAUUGAAGGGUCUAAAGGUGGUCGAGUGGGCCUGUUAUUUAGUGGCAAUGAGGAUGCUGAUGUUUCUAGUCUCCUUUUCAUAAAAGCAUUUGAAAUCACUGCAUCCUCAUAUAGUCAUAAGAAAAAGGUAUUAAACUUCUUGGAGCAGCUUUGCUCAUUCUAUGAGCAGAAUUACUUGCUUGUGUCUUCAAAACCUGCUGAGAACUCUCAAGCAUUUAUAGAUAAAGUCUGUGAGUUUGCUGAAUCUAAUGGGAUAUCAUCCAAAGCAUUUAGAGCUGCUCUCACUGACUUUGCUACUGAUAAAUUGAGAGAACAGUUGAAUAAGGUGGGACAAUUUUUGUAUAGGCUACUUGGACUUGAUUCCAGUGUCAAUGCUGUUAUUACCAAUGGAAGGGUAAUAGUUUUAACUGAUAAGAGCACAUUUUUGAGCCAUGACCUGCAUCUUCUGGAGGGAGUUGAGUUUAAGCAGAGAGUAAAGCAUAUUCUAGAAAUUAUCGAUGAAGUAAAGUGGCAAGACUUGGAUCCUGACAUGCUAACAAGCAAAUUCAUUAGUGAUAUCAUCAUGUCUGUGUCAUCUUCAAUGGCUACACGAGAUCGAAGUUCUGAAAGCGCACGUUUUGAGGUUCUCCAUGCUCAACAUAGUGCCAUUGUUUUAAACAACGAAACUUCCAGUAUUCAUAUUGAUGCAGUUAUCGAUCCUUUAAGUGCAUCUGGUCAAAAGUUUUCUUCCAUUCUCCGAGUAAUACAAAAGUAUGUUCAGCCUAGCAUGAGGAUUGUACUAAAUCCAAUGAGUUCCCUUGUUGAUCUCCCUCUGAAGAAUUACUACAGAUAUGUAGUACCUACAAUGGAUGACUUCAGCAGCACAGACCACACUAUAAAUGGUCCUAAAGCAUUUUUUGCAAAUAUGCCAUUGUCAAAAACUCUUACCAUGAAUCUGGAUGUUCCUGAGCCAUGGCUUAUUGAGCCUGUUCUUGCUGUCCAUGACCUGGAUAACAUUUUGCUUGAGAAUAUUGGUGAUACACGGACACUGCAAGCAGUAUUUGAACUUGAAGCUCUUGUUCUUACUGGUCAUUGUUCUGAGAAAGAUCACGAUCCUCCAAGAGGCCUUCAGCUUAUUCUUGGUACUAAGAGUACACCCCACUUGGUGGAUACUCUUGUCAUGGCCAAUUUGGGUUAUUGGCAAAUGAAAGUCUCUCCUGGGGUUUGGUACUUGCAACUUGCCCCUGGAAGAAGUUCUGAGCUUUACCUUUUCAAGGAAGAUGAUGAUGGAAAUCAGAACAAACCAUUAUCAAAGCGUAUCGUCAUAAAUGAUCUCCGGGGUAAAGUAGUUCAUUUAGAAGUAAUGAAGAAAAAGGGCAAGGAGCAUGAGAAAUUACUGGUUUCUGAUGAUGAUGUACAAGAUAAUAAGAAUGGUAAUAGCUGGAACUCCAACUUCUUAAAAUGGGCUUCUGGUUUUAUUGGUGGGAAAGAGCUAUCAAAAAAGAGUGAAAGCACAUCAAUGGAGCAAGGAAAGAGUGGGCGACGUGGAAAAACAAUAAAUAUCUUUUCUAUAGCUUCUGGACACUUAUAUGAACGCUUUCUGAAAAUCAUGAUUUUAAGUGUCUUGAAGAACACAAAUCGUCCAGUUAAAUUCUGGUUCAUAAAGAACUAUCUUUCUCCUCAGUUCAAGGAUGUAAUUCCAUAUAUGGCUGAAGAGUAUGGUUUUGAGUAUGAACUAAUCACCUAUAAGUGGCCUACAUGGUUGCACAAGCAGAAAGAAAAGCAGCGAAUUAUCUGGGCCUAUAAAAUCUUGUUCCUUGAUGUCAUAUUCCCUCUCUCUUUGGAAAAGGUUAUUUUUGUUGAUGCGGAUCAGAUUGUGAGGACCGACAUGGGAGAACUCUAUGACAUGGAUAUAAAAGGAAAACCCCUUGCAUAUACUCCUUUCUGUGACAACAACAAGGAGAUGGAUGGAUAUCGAUUUUGGAGACAAGGUUUCUGGAAAGAACAUUUACGGGGAAAACCAUACCACAUAAGCGCAUUGUAUGUUGUGGAUUUGGUGAAAUUUCGACAAACUGCGGCAGGAGAUAACCUGAGAGUUUUCUAUGAAUCUCUAAGCAAGGAUCCAAAUAGUUUAGCCAAUCUUGAUCAGGACCUUCCAAACUAUGCUCAACAUACAGUUCCCAUCUUUUCACUACCACAAGAAUGGCUCUGGUGCGAGUCAUGGUGUGGUAAUUCUACAAAAUCCAAGGCAAAAACCAUCGAUCUCUGCAACAAUCCCAUGACAAAAGAACCCAAGCUUCAGGGAGCUAAAAGAAUAGUAUCCGAGUGGCCAGAUCUUGAUUUGGAAGCUAGAAAAUUUACUGCAAAAAUCUUAGGUGAUGAAGUGGACUUGCAAGAGCCUGUACCAUCUCCUACAUCACAAAACUCGAAGGACCAGCUGUUGGAGGAGGACCUUGAAUCUAAGGCAGAGUUGUGAAUUUAGAAUAGCAUACAGAAAACAUUGCUUCAAUUUCACUAUAAUCUUGUUAGAAAUAUCUGGGUUUAUUGACCCCUCCCUAUAAAGAUGUAGUCUCAUAAUUUUGAAGUUUUGCAGUUUAUUUCUCUAUUUUUUGGUACUCUUACAAAGAAUACAAAGAGUACAAAAAGAUUUUGUUACCUUUUUAACAUUUGAAAGCUCUGGGGUACUUUUAUCCUUGGAUUAAA